Messenger RNA from Monodelphis domestica (gray short-tailed opossum), 1781 nucleotides. It is a transcript of the gene ZWINT, whose product is annotated as ZW10 interacting kinetochore protein. Gene Ontology annotation, biological process: mitotic cell cycle checkpoint signaling. Lineage: Eukaryota; Metazoa; Chordata; Mammalia; Didelphimorphia; Didelphidae. Gene Ontology annotation, cellular component: kinetochore. The record is from RefSeq and is a predicted model, not a curated record.
UUCUCCGGGGCGGGGGACAGGUGGGGGGGGAGGGGAAUUGGCGUCGCUCCGGACCACCAGGUGGCGGAGAACCGGAGCGGAGUGGAGGGACAGGGCGGGCUCGGCUGCUAGGAGCAGUUUGGAGAGCAGCCGCGAGGUGUCACUAUUGCCUCAGAAAUGCUGCGCCUCCGAACGUGAGGCAGGAGCUAGCCAGCCUCCUCCGCCUGACUCCCUGAAGGAAGCUGCUGGGACUGAGGAGGGGAAGGAAGGGCCGAAAUCGCCUCGUGUCCGGCCGUUCCCUACAGGAGCAGAAUCUCCCUUUUACGGAAGCGUAUCAGCGAGCGGCGGCGGCGUUUUCCUAGCUAUGGCGGCCGACGUGACUGCUCGAGCGGCGGCGGUAGCGGAGGCUCUGGCUUCAGCCGCCGCCACGUUAGAGGCCCCCAGCGUUCAGGAGGAUGUCUCAUCUGCUCUGCUGGCAGAGUUCUUGAAGGACUCGAGGAAGAAGGAGAAGCUGCUGUGGGGCCAGCUGCAGGUGGUGGAUGCCCUCCAGAGCUUCCUGGAGCACAUGGACGAGGCUGUGAACCCCGAAGAGGAGAUCCGGGCAGAAGUCAGCGCAGCCCAUAGGCUGUGGAAAGACCUGAAGGCCGAGUACCUAAAGCAGACAGAAGCCGUGGAGGCCGCCCUGCUGCAGGCCCUGGUACAACUGGAGGCUGGCCAGAGGAAGCAGCUUUUAUUGAGAAGCACUCUGCAGCAGAUCCAGACCAAAGGGCGGGCCUUGGAGGAGUGGAGGAGCAGGGCUCAAACCUGGCGAAGGCAGGAGCAGGAAAAGCGCAGGCAAGAGUUAACCGCUAGAGCCCAGGCCCAGAGAGAACGCCUGGAGAAUGGUGGCCAACAGCAGGAGCAGGUGCUGAUGCUCCAGGGUCAAGAGACACAGAGUGCCCAGAGGCUUGGUGCCUUCCUAGGACUAAUGGAGAUGCUGCAUGGUGCUGGGGGAGGUGCAGAAAACUGAGAUCAAGCCCUCCUGUCAGAGACCUCCCCCAAUCCUCAGUAAAGGCCACAGCUCUUCUCUUCGCUCUUCCCCCUUCCCCCUACUGUGAAUGAAGGCUGCAGAGACCCCAGAUCUGUCUGACUGUACCUUAAACAAAGAAGGCAAAUCCCAGUUCUGCCCUAGGGCCCUCCCCCUGGCUUCAAGCCUUCUUGUCCCAGACAAACUCCUUCCACUUUUUCUGCUGUCCCUUCCUCCUCCAGGAAGUCUACUUUGUUUACUCACAGCCCCAGCCCUUGGGCCACACUUUGGGAAGCCCACCUUCUGGACCCCAGACUUCUUCCUCCAAGCAGCCCUUCUCUAGCUACUUGGUAGUGCCACCCUCCUCGCUGGCAGCCACCAGGGUGGAGGUUGCCUUGAAGCUGCGUUUCCGCUUUUGAACAUUCUGCUCAGGAUGGAAGAUGAUGAUGUACACCUUGGGCACAUAGAGCAUCCCCAGGGAGACAGAGGCACUGAGACUCAUCGACACAGUCAGUGUUGUAGUCUGGAUGUAGAUCUGCUCCAAAGGAAAGGGGCGCUGGCUUGGUCUGAACCAGCCGAUCCAACCUCCUCCCCUACCCCAUACCCUGGCUGACUGUCAUCCAGGCUGGGGAGACUUCAGCCCGGUCUGGAAGGAAGGAUGGAUGGCAGGAUGAUGGGCAGACAUUUUGGGGAUUGGAAAGGCUGGCCAGCUUAAAGGGCCAGAGGCAGGAAAUGGUCAGGGUAGGGGGUGGGGUGUUAGGAAGAGGGUGAGUGAAUAAAAAAAUCCACACAUGAA